AAAACCCUUCGGAGCGUCCGAAUUCAAAACCCUUACAAAAGGAACGAUAAAAGAAGAAGAGUGAUUCCCCCGUAUACAAAUCCCACGCCAGCAAUGAAGAAGAAUAAGAGCAUUCGUGGAGAGGCGGUGGGUGGAGUGCUUGUUGACGAGGACCCUAAUGAGCCCACCAUGGGUGAGAAGCUCGCGAGUUUGAAUCUGAUAGAGAAUGAUCAAUCCAAGAGUGAUGGUUCAGAGACCGAUGAUCACAAGAGCGGAGAGAAACGGUCUGAGCCCUAUUCUUCUCUGCUUGCGCAGCCUCCAAGUGCAGACUCGGUUCAAGUGCUGCUUAAGCAGGCAUUACGCGCCGACGACCGUGCGCUUUUGUUGGGUUGCUUGUACGACCGAGACGAGAAGGUUAUUGCGAAGUCAGUUUCGUCGCUGAAUCCGGCGGAUGUUCUCAAGCUUUUGCAGUCUCUUGUAUCGAUUAUUCAGUCAAGGGGUGCAAUUUUGGCAUGUUCACUUCCAUGGCUAAAAGGUGUACUACUUCAACAUGCAAGUAGUAUAAUGUCCGAAGAAUCUUCUUUACUCGCACUGAAUUCUCUGUUUCAGCUCAUUGAGUCAAGGGUCUCGACUUUUGAAUCAGCUAUUCAACUACACAGUUGCUUGGAUAUCCUUUAUACGGGGGUUGUGGAUGAGGAAGUAGAGGAGAAUGGCACAACAGUGCCAGUAGUUUAUGAGGAUGAGGAUGAAAGCGAUGAAGAGGAAUCUGAGGAAGCCAUGGAAACCGAUCAAGACAGCAAAGAUGAGGAAGCAUCAGAUGAAGCAUUUGAUGGUGUUAGUGACAUUGAAGUAAUUGAUAGCAUGCCUGAUUGAUGCAGAUUUAGGCUAAUUUGUUGUAUUCUUGAAGUUGGGUCCACUGUGCAUUCGGAUUGCAAUAUUGUUUUAGAAAUGGAAGUGAUAUAAUUUAUUAACCUCA
Molecule: messenger RNA, 955 nt
Organism: Juglans microcarpa x Juglans regia
Lineage: Eukaryota; Viridiplantae; Streptophyta; Magnoliopsida; Fagales; Juglandaceae
Product: WD repeat-containing protein 43-like
Exons: 6
Coding region: 94-852 (252 amino acids)
Biological process (GO): maturation of SSU-rRNA from tricistronic rRNA transcript (SSU-rRNA, 5.8S rRNA, LSU-rRNA)
Cellular component (GO): nucleolus
Source: RefSeq, a predicted model, not a curated record